Molecule: messenger RNA, 246 nt
Organism: Lactuca virosa
Lineage: Eukaryota; Viridiplantae; Streptophyta; Magnoliopsida; Asterales; Asteraceae
Source: the annotation of a GenBank genome assembly
AUGACGGCAGCAGCAGGUGGUGGACCGGAGAUUCUUAACAACAGUAGUGGUGGUCAAUGGGUGGAAGGAAGCAGUCCUCCGGCGAUGAUUUGCAAAGGGAGGAAGACGGAGACGAUCGUUGUAGUCAGUGGUUCAAAAGAUGACGAGAAAGGGUGCUUGGGCUGCUGUAAUAGACGAGCAACAACCAAGAAAGGAAAAGGGGGUGUUUGGGUGAUUCAGUCGACAGAAUGGAUAGAAGGAGGGUGA